CGGCGCCCUGCGCGGCGCUGGCCGUCGUGCUGGUGCUGCUGCUGCCCCAGCUGACGGUGCCGCUGCUGACGCUGCUGGCCCUGCUGCUCCUCUGCUCGCUCUGUCUGGCCACCGGACUCGUCCUGCAGUUGCUGGGUCGGCGCCCGCUGCCCUCGGAGCGCUGGGGGCACUACCUGGACGAACUACAGAUGCUGGCGCACCACGCGCUGCCUGACCAGGUACCGGCGCCGACACCGACAGCCAGUCCUCCGCCGGCCGCGCCGCCGCCCGAGCCGGCCGGGGAUGCGUUCCAGGCAGAGCUGAUCGGACUGGUUGGAGAUGUGGAGCGGCAGUACAUCCUGAGCUGGUACACACACAUCAGCCGCGAGGUGUCGUUCCCGCGCCGGGGGAAGGCGCUGCUGGAUGACGCCGUGUACGAGCUGGCUGGCCGGGCGGCGGCGCUCAGCCCGCGCCGGCUGCUGAUCCGACUGACCCGGCUGGGCCAGCUGCACUACCAGCAGUACCGGCGGGCGGCGACCCACUGCGGCCGGCGGCCCGUGGAGUCCUCCUACCGACCGCGCCAUCCGGUGAGCCGAGGAGCCGUCACGGAGGCCGCCUACCUGACGGCCGUGGCUGGGAGACUGAUCAGGGACCUGGUGCCCGUCCGGCUGCGGCUGCAGGGCUCGCCCGAGUUGUGCCUGGCGCGACUGCUAGCCGCCAGUCUGCUGCGGUCGCUGCUGGAUCUGGUCAGUGAUCCGGUGGUUCUACUGCGUUGGAUACUGGAGGCGCUCUCCGAGCCGCCGGAGCAGCCGCAGCUGCCCACAGAGAGGGACCGAGCGCCGUCACUGACUGUAUCCGAGCCUUCUCUGACACUCACUGCCGCGGAGCCGGUCCCCAGCUCUGUGCCGGAUAUAGACGCGGCGGUCUGCGGGGUCCCAGCCGCUGCACCUACAGCUGAUCCCGCCACUGCCACCGCUGCUACCAUCACCCCUGCGACUUCCCCGGCCUCCCCGGCACCUGUGGCCACCAUGAUUACAGUCACCGUGGCCGACAAGGCAUCCCAAACCCACGACGAAUUCAUCGUGUUUCCGCUGGCGAGUCGGUCACGCACAGCCAGUCCAUCUUACACUGUAACCCGGCCAGCGGUGGUGCAGACGGCCCGCUGCGGCACUCAGACAAGACGCGGCACGCCACGUCGGCGCCGCGAGCGGCCGCCCGAGCCUGCUGCCGACGCCGCUCUGCAGGUGGCACCCUGCGGCCCGUUCGCCAAACUGUGGCGGCCGGCGGCGGUGCUCGGUGACCCGACCAGCCGGAGUCGGUUCCCGUUCGGUAGCGAUGAGGUGGUGCUGGGGAUUACGGAGCAGGAGUACCGUCAGAGACUGGACGCAGAGGCGGAGCGUAUGUGUCGGGCCCGGGAGCGCGCGCGUCGCCGCCGCCGGCGCAUGCAGCACCGCCGGAGCAGCAGUGUAGGGGACGUGGUGGCGCUGGAGCCGGCGCCGCCAGGCCGGCCGCCACCCGCCGCGGAUUCGGAGACGGUGCUGAGUGCGUCCCGUUCGGCGUUUGACCUGAACGCGCUGGGUGUGUCUGGAGAGGAUAGCACAGAGUCACGCAGGAAGGCCAGCUUGGUCCGCGAGGGAGCCGUUCAGAGGAACCCAUUGAACAGGGCGGAUGAGAUCGACCCCGCUCCCACGCCUGCCCCCGCCGCCACUGCAGCUCCGUCGGUCGGUCUGACCGUCCCCGAGACCCGGCCGAAUGGACAGGACCAGGUCAGUCCCGGCUCGGCGGUAGACACCGACAGUCGAACUCCUGCAGACGCCCGGCCGGCCGGGAGUAUCUCCCGCAGUGCCAGCAGCGACAGCAUCCCAAACAGGGCACGUGCAAAGUUCCAGAGCAUGCUGCAGUCGGCGGCGCUGGGUAUCUCCAAGAAGGCGCCGCCGCCACCAACCAACCGGCCGCCGCCGGCGCUGGCUGUCCUACCGACACCGGCGGCAGCAGCGGCGGCAACGGUGAGUCCAGCCUCCGCCGCCCCGCAGCAGCCUUCCGGAACUUCUCUGUCGACCGAGACGGACCGACCGCCGGUGAAACCGCCCCCAUCGGCUUCUAGCCUGUCUACGACGGUCACCUUUACCGCGGGGCCGUCUCCGAGCGCUCCAACUACCACUCCGGCUUCAGCCGGCGGCUCGGUGUCCUCCCCUCCUUCGGCAGCCGCGCCGCCGAUCUCCAGCUCCCCAGUCUCGUCCCCCGAGUACGAGGAGGCGGAGGACUUUGCCGGUACGAUCGCCAAGCUGCGCGCCGUGCUGGAGGAGCGUCGCCAGCUGAGCCGCAGCAGUCUGAGCAGCAGUACGGACACCCCCAGCUACAGCAGCUGCCCUCCGGCACUGCCGCCGUUCGCGGAGGACGGGCCGCCCGAGCCUCCACCCCCGCCCCCGGCCCCGCCGGCGUCCGCAACCUCCACGGCGAGCGGCAGCGGCGCGGAGGCGGUGCGCUCUGUGAUCGAUGGAGUUCGACAGAGACUGUUUAACCGAGACAGCAGCUCGGCCAGUUCGACCAGCUCACCGGGGCCGCGGUCCCUGGACGGACUGCAGCGGGACUCGUCAACUUCGCUCUACAGCAACAAGUCCGAGCGUGAGUUGGAGCUGGCCUCUCUGACCGAGGAGAUUAUGGAGGCGGCUGAGCUCCCCAUGGACGGACGCAUCUUCAUCAACGUGGUCAUCAGCGGAACGGAGACGGUGCGAGAGCGGGGCGGCGGCGAGUACACCCUCUAUACCGUUCAGUACGACGGUCUGUACCUGGCGGCGACGGACGGGGAGGACGGAGUGGACCCCUCCGAGACAUCCAUGGUGCUGAAGACGAACGUGGUGCGUCGCCGCUUCAGGGAGUUCCUAAACCUGCACUCCCGACUAGAGGCCAACCCCGAGUACAAGCACCUGCUGAGAGGCAUCAAGGAGCCGAACCGGUGGCAGACACUGCCGUUUAACCGUCUGGACAACGCUGCCAUCGUGUCCCGUCGCACCUUCCUAGAGCGGUACCUGUGUGAGCUGUGCGCGCGGCCCCAGAUCUCCACCAGCGCCGAGCUCAAGGAGUUCAUGGCCUACGAGACGGACGGCAGCAUCGCCUUCAUCAGAAAACCGGUCAUGAACGUGCCCAGAAUCGAUCAGAUGUUCACCAAGACCAUGUCUGGUGUGCUGAAGACGAUCCGCACGGCGCUGCCCAGUUUCGACAGUCACGAGUCGCAGCGGAAGAGCUCGACGGAGGAGCCACGCGCGCUCAGCGUCAGCUACAAGUACAACGUGCACGUCAUGUGCGGCACGGAUGAACAGAUGUCGCCGGUAGAGAUGCGGCUCAAGGACCUGAUAGUGGACUGGGACAAGCUGUCGGCGGUGCCCCUACAGAGGCCGCCACCCCCGGCAGGACCGGGUGGAGGGGACCGCCAGGACUCGGACCUGUCUUCUGAGGACGAGGUGUGUCAGUAUGAACACCACCUACCUCUCUCAUCUGCCCUGUUGGAUCUGUGUGUGGAGGUGCUGCGUCACAACGGACACUGGGCUGCCAGCGGACCGGCCGUCCGCACGACCAAAGUAGUAUUUGGCAGGCUACUGGAACACUCACUGCAGAGAGUGGUGGACCAGCUGUUUGGUCCCGCCGCCUGUGUCGACUACCUGCGGAUGGUGCGACAGGCGCUGUUUUCCGCUGAGGCGGAGCCGGAGCCGUCCCGACCGCCCAGCCCCGGCGACGUCCGGGCAGAGGUGGUCAGCGCCAUCGUGGACGCAUGUGGUCCGGCGUGUCUGGCGCUGGGUCGCGACACGGUCACCCUGGUGGUCUCCAGCCUUCUGGACUCGCUCCAGUCCGCCACCAUCAACCGCGACCUGGCCUUCCAGCUGCUGGACCUGCUGCUCCUGGAGCUGGUACCCGACCUGGGCUCGACUGGCUGAGGUCAGGGGUUACCGGGAUGAGAUAUUCAGGGGUCACUGGACUGAAGUCAGGGGUCGCGGGAUGAGAUUGGAAGGCACCCGGGUCAUGGCCUGGGCCGCCGACUUCAAAACUGGGAAGGAUCGUCAUAAGAUGUUUAGUACGAUAGGUGCGGGUACUGGCGCCCCAUGUGAUGUCCUGUGUGAGGAGGAAAAUUUUGUUAUAAUUGUCAGCUGUGGCAAUUAUCUCAACAAGGCUAGAAGAGUUUAUUUUGAACAGAUAGGUGAAGACAGCUUACCUUUCGUGCUAGAUUUCGAGAUAGUUUUUAAGUGUUGUAUGAAAAGGCGAGAAGUUCCUUUGUUCAAGAGGAGAGAUGCGAUGUGUUUUGAGAAGUCGGCAUUCUUUUAAAAAUCAAAGUUGGUGUGGUAUUUAUCAGUCUUAGUUCAUCGUUUCAUAGAAUGUAGGCCGUUGGGCAGCCACAUACUUUAGAAGAGUUGUUUGUUUUCACUUGUUUCCGCUACAACAUUCCCAUCUACCAGUCAUCGUGUACGGCCAGGCUCUCUCCUGGCCGGCGACUGUCAGCUGGCAGUCACCGCCCCGGCCCGCCACGCUUCGGUCUGUCGGACAUGUCGGACGGCGGCGCAAUAGUCUCAGAGACCUGUCCCUAUCUAUCCAGCGGACGGUGGACGCUGUGAAACCUGCGUUGCCCUUGAUCGCCCUCACCCAGUCAAGGUUCCUUCUCCGCUCCCCAGCACGCACAAUAUCACCCCAGAUCCCAGUCCACGGGGUUAUCGUCUCCAUACGCACACGCCUGCCACAGCAAGACUGUAGUCGUUAUUGUCUCGGUGCCGAUGGGAGGUCACUGCUGAUUGGAAUAGACAAGAUGUAGUGUAGCACCAGACUCCCGGUUAUAGGACCGGAGAGGCCCUCCCUCAGAGGACGAGAGCGUGUCUCUGGCGGUCGGAAGUCGGGAUGGGCUAGUACCCCGUGUCGGGGUGGCGUGGCUCUGCCAAAUACGGGCAUAUUAUGCUAAGUCAGCUCGCCGUGUCAUAGACAGGGGCAUGUGUAUCGUGUGUGGUGUUGCUGCGAAUCGUAGCUGCUAGCUAGUCGGGCGGAGCGGGAGCUGCUCUGGCGCCCCUUCGGAGGGCGGCUGGGCCGAGCGGGAAUAGAGAAGCCUCGUUUACCCUAUCCUAUUUACAGUAUUGAAAAUAUCCUGUAUGUGUGUCGUACCUGAUAUAUAUUUAACCACCGAGAUGUGUUAUUAUUAUUACCUGUAUGGUGCCACCCCCGACCGGGCAUAUGUAUCCAUUCCAGUAUCAUAUCCUGAGUAUUUUUAUUAUAUGGGAUAGUGCUAAUAUUUUGGUAUGCAUAUAUGUGGGGAAGAGCCGCUGGACGGCGGACGCGAUCGCGCUGUCGUGUGGUGUUCGAUGGCAGUGUGCGCCAUGUUCCGUGAGCCGCUGUGCGCGCUGUCCGUAAACCACUGUGCGCAGCUGAUUUGAGGACGUUGGCUGGCCUGGGCGGCGGGUAGCAAUAAGACAGCCUGCCACUGACUGUGCGUCUCGCUCUGCACCGGCUCCUGUCCUGUCCUUGCUAGUGGUCGUUAUAUUCCGGCAGCGUGGGACACGAACUGUGACAAAUGUCAACCGAGACCCCUGGACCUCUUGUAGAAACUGGGAGCUGGAGCCCAGCCUGCCGUCGUGUCGUGUCGUAGAGCGCACAGCUUUGGUACCGUUCGCCAAUGUGUCCGGUGUGCGCCCUUCUGUCGGUAUCUGCUCAGCUGGUGUUACUGUCGUGUCCCCUCCAAACUGGCUGUCCUGUCGUGUAUCUCUGUGAUCUGAGCUGAGCUGAGCUGAGUGCUGAGCUGAGCUGACCUACCUAGUACGUCCCCCCUACCUGUGCCGUCGUGACCUGACCUGACCUGGCCCGUCAGUCUCCCUUGCUCAGUGGCAUCCCUCCCCACCGCUCUCCGACCGAGAGCUUCCAGUGCAAUGACUCCUCGCUGUGAAACGGCCACGGACUAGCUCAUGUUCUGAGGCGGCCACGCCGCGACGGCCCUGGCACUGCAACUGAUUCUUAUCCCUGAUUGUAGCUGCUUUCUGGUAAAUCUGUCAUUCCGUCCUCAAUCUGCUACCAUUUGUAGUCUCCCUCUCCUCCCAAUCCUUUCCUCUUUGCCUUCCCCUCCAUUCCUCUUCUCUCCUCCCUUCUCCCAUCCUUAAUCCUCUCCCUCUCUCUUUCUCUCCUCCCUCUCUCGUCCUUUGCCUCUCUCUUUCUCUCCAUCUCUCUUUCCUCUCCUUUCUUCCCUUCCUUUCCUAUCUCGCCUUCCUCUCCGUCCUUUCACUGUCCCUCUUCCCAUCUCCCAUCCCUUCCUCAUCUUUCUUCUCAACCUUCCCUCCCCCUGCUGGUCGUUUCCGCUCACAGUGCUCGAAUAGACUGUACCGCCGUGUUGCCCGUGCUGCGCUGGUGUUGUCAAGUGACUGUUGAACUGAGCUGCCCGACCUCCGAGGUCAAGAGACCCCCUGCUGAUAGUCGUUGGACGCGGCUGGAUAUCUGCCAAACGGCAGACAAUGGCUCGAUGUUAUGUGGGAACAGUGUUGAUGUUAUAUGGGGCUGUCAAUGUAAUACAGGGAAUAUACGUGAAUGUGAUAUCGUGA
Molecule: messenger RNA, 6539 nt
Organism: Amphibalanus amphitrite
Lineage: Eukaryota; Metazoa; Arthropoda; Thecostraca; Balanomorpha; Balanidae
Exons: 11
Coding region: 189-3911 (1240 amino acids)
Cellular component (GO): intracellular membrane-bounded organelle
Molecular function (GO): phosphatidylinositol binding
Source: RefSeq, a predicted model, not a curated record